CCAGAGCUCACCUUACCAGAAAUGAGCUCCGCAGCAGGAUUUGACACAAAAAGCGAGCAAUGCAAGUUGACACGACGACAUCUAAGCUUGAUGAGCAACACAGGAACAUACAGGUUUAGGAGCAGUGAUUUUGGCAGAGAACGAGCAACAUGAACAUGUCAGACAACGAGUCACUGAUAUACUCGGACGGGUAUGACUACGGAUCCGGCUGUGAUGAGGACACCAAUACAGAUUUCCCCAACAAACACAUGGUUAUGCUGGUGCUUUACUAUGUGCUGUUUUGUCUCGGUCUACUAGGCAACAGCACAGUUCUCUGGGUUCUCCUGCGGCACAUAAAAGUGAAAACAAUGACCGAUGUCUGUCUGCUGAACCUGGCUCUGUCUGACCUUUUACUGACGGUGUCUCUGCCACUCUGGGCCUACAGUUCACAGAACCUUGUAUCAUGCAAGCUAAUUACGGGAGUCUAUCAGUUAGGUUUCUACAGUGGGACUUUGUUUGUGACCCUAAUGAGCGUGGACCGCUACCUGGCCAUCGUCCAUGCCGUGGCGGCCAUUCAAGCGCGGACGCUUCGUUAUGGAAUCACAGCCAGUGUCAUCACCUGGGUCAUAUCUGUCAUCAUGGCAACCCCUCAGGUGAUAUUUGCCACCUUGGACAUAGAUGAAGAUGGCACCCCCUGCCACCCAAUCUACCCAGAGGACAGCAAGGACUUCUGGAAGAUGCGGCGAAACUUCAGUGAGAACACAGUGGGCCUUUUUGUGUGCCUUCCCAUCAUAGUUUUCUGCUAUGUGAAAAUCCUUGUUGUGCUCUCAAAGUGCAGGAACUCCAAAAAGAACAGAGCUGUGAAGCUGAUUUUCACCAUUGUGUGUGUGUUUGUGGUGUGUUGGGUUCCGUACAAUGUCCUGGUUUUCCUUCAGUCCCUGGAGCAGCUUAGAGUUCUGAACAAUUGUCAUGUUUCAAACGCUAUCGACUCUGCCAUGAGCUUUGCUGAGAUUAUUGCACUGUCUCACUGCUGUAUAAAUCCAGUAGUUUAUGCAUUUGUAGGGGAGAAGUUCAGGAAGUCACUGGCCAGGGUGCUGUCUAAAUACUCAUCCCUGAGUUACCUGACUAGAAGUGCUUUGAGUGAAGGAGACACGACAGAGAAAGAGACCUCCCACACACCUGUUAGAUCAGACUAUUAGAAAGCCGUCAUCUGUGGUGAUGGUGGUGGUGGUUGCACAUGUGCUCGCAAUGCUGUUUUUUUUUUUGUUGUUUUUUAACUACAAAGAGGACAAAAUAUGUUUCUCUCUGUGUGUGUGUGUGUGUGUGUGUCAACAGAGAUGUCCGAAACACCUGUCAAAUCUGACUAUUGGAAAGGUGUCAUCUGCAUCAUGGUGGUGGUUGUAUGUGUGCUUGCCAUGUUUUUUGUUUAUUUUUAAUGAAGCUUAGAAAGUACAUACAGGACAAAUUGUGUUUCUCUGUGUGUGCAAGUGUGGUGUACUGCUUCUGAUUUGUGCUUCUGAGAGCUGUAAAAUUGUGCGUAGACUAUUCACAGUAACAAGGGAGUGAUUCAUUUAGAGAGUGCAUAGAAUAAAACUAAUUUCUAAAAGAUUUAUUCAAAUCAUGUAAUCAUGUACAUAACGUCCAACUAUACUUAGUUCAAGCAAAAUAAAAAAAUAUCAAAGGCACGUGCUCUUUCUUACUUCUUUUAAUUGAAUGAUUGAUUUCUACCUGUUCUUUUGUGCGUGUGUGCGUGUGUGUGUGUGUGUGUGUGUGUGUAUGUGUGUGUGUGUGUGUGUGUGUGUGUGUGUGUCUGUGUGUGUGUGUGUGUGUGUGUGUGUGUGUGUGUGUGUGUGUGUGUGUGGGCGUGCUACAUAUGUGAAAGUAAAAAUAGUCAUACAACAGCGCAUAGCCCUUGAAGUGACAAAACUAUUGUCACGCUGUCAUUCUUGGAAACUUAUUAGUGUUUGACAAGAAGUUUGCAGAGCAGAGUCGUUGUAUCAUAUAAAAACAAUCCAUUUGACUCGCAAAGCCAGUGUUUAGUCAUACAGGCCCAAAAUUCAGCUGCUGACUGAAUCAAAAUGAUGCAUAAAAACAUUAAGAUCUAUCAAAUGCCAUAGUGACAUCUGAGCUUCUACGUCAUCUGUGGUGAUGGUGGUUGCACAUGUGCCUGCAGUGCUGUUUUUUUGUUGUUGUUUUUUAACUACAAAGAGGACAAAAUGUGUUUCUCUCUCUCUCUCUCUCUCUCUCUCUCUCUCUCUCUCUCUCUGUGUGUGUGUGUGUGUGUGUGUGUGUGUGUGUGUGUGUGUGUCAACAGAGAUGUCCAAAACACCUGUCAAAUCUGACUAUUGGAAAGGUGUCAUCUGCAUAGUGGUGGUUGCAUGUGUGCUUGCAGUUUUUUGUUUAUUUUUAAUGAAGCUUAGAAACUACAUAGAGGACAAAUUGUGUUUCUCUGUGUGUGCAAAUGUGGUGUAUUGCUUGUGACUCGUGAUUCUGAGAGCUGUAAAAUUAUGCAUAGACUAUUCCCAGUAACAAGGGAGCGAUUCAUUUAGA
This is a messenger RNA of Amphiprion ocellaris (clown anemonefish), 2529 nucleotides long. Its product is annotated as C-C chemokine receptor type 4. Gene Ontology annotation, molecular function: chemokine receptor activity. Lineage: Eukaryota; Metazoa; Chordata; Actinopteri; Pomacentridae. Gene Ontology annotation, cellular component: membrane. Bases 150 to 1178 code for a protein of 342 amino acids. The record is from RefSeq and is a predicted model, not a curated record. Gene Ontology annotation, biological process: immune response; G protein-coupled receptor signaling pathway; chemotaxis. The transcript has 4 exons.